Molecule: messenger RNA, 7015 nt
Organism: Xenopus tropicalis (tropical clawed frog)
Lineage: Eukaryota; Metazoa; Chordata; Amphibia; Anura; Pipidae
Gene: synj1
Product: synaptojanin 1
Exons: 31
Coding region: 251-4897 (1548 amino acids)
Biological process (GO): phosphatidylinositol dephosphorylation
Cellular component (GO): cytoplasm; perinuclear region of cytoplasm; membrane
Molecular function (GO): phosphatidylinositol-3,5-bisphosphate 3-phosphatase activity; nucleic acid binding; phosphatase activity
Source: RefSeq, a predicted model, not a curated record
UGACAUCAGGGUUAGUCUGUAAGGCUGAGGGCUGUACGGGGCUGUAGGGCUGGGAGGCUGCCGGUGACAGUUCCGCUGGAGCUGGAGGGAGCUGGUGGGAGCGUUCCGGGGCUGUGUCAGCCAAUAUGAACGCUAUGUAGGGAAAAGAACAGCAAUUCUAACAACUGCCGUCCCUCCCGAAGUGUGCGGCUCACUGACAGAAGGGGCCCGAUAUAAUCCAGGGUUUAUCAUCCAACCACGUGCAGUCAUCAUGGCUUUCAGUAAAGGAUAUCGGAUCUUUCACAAACUGGAUCCAACCCCAUUCAGCGUUAUUGUGGAGGCCAGAAACAGAGAGGAGUGUCUUUUGUUUGAAUCUGGAGCAGUUGCCGUUCUGUCAUCUGCGGAAAAAGAAGCAAUAAAGAACAGUUACACUAAAGUUAUGGAUGCGUAUGGGCUGCUGGGGGUUCUGCGAUUAAAUCUUGGAGAUUCCAUGUCCUAUUAUCUAGUGCUGGUAACUGGGUGUAUGUCAGUAGGGAAAAUCCAAGAUUCCGAGGUCUUCCGGGUGACUUCCACGGAUUUCAUUUCAUUGCGAAUGGAUCCUAUGGCUGAAGAUCGCAUGUCAGAAGUGCGCAAAGUAUUAAAUUCUGGCAGUUUCUAUUUUGCUUGGUCUUCUACCGGAGUCAGCUUAGAUCUUAGUCUCAAUGCUCACCGUAGCACCCAGGAGCACAGAACAGACAACAGGUUUUUCUGGAACCAGUCUCUUCAUUUGCACCUAAAGCAUUAUGGUGUAAACUGUGAUGAGUGGCUGCUGCGUCUAAUGUGCGGUGGCGUAGAGAUUAGGACUAUUUAUGCCGGGCACCAGCAGGCCAAGGCCUGUAUCAUUUCCCGUCUCAGCUGUGAAAGAGCAGGCACUAGGUUCAAUGUACGAGGAACAAAUGAUUAUGGGCAAGCUGCUAACUUUGUGGAAACCGAACAGGUUAUAUACCUUGAUGAUUGCGUCUCUUCCUUUAUACAGAUUCGGGGUUCCAUACCUCUGUUUUGGGAACAACCAGGCUUGCAAGUGGGAUCGCACCGUGUUAGAAUGUCAAGGGGAUUUGAAGCCAACGCACCAGCCUUUGAUAGACAUUUCCUGACUUUGAAGAGGCUUUAUGGAAAACAAUUUAUAGUAAAUUUACUAGGGUCCAAGGAGGGAGAGAGCAUGCUGAGUAGAGCCUUUCAGAAUCAUUUAAAAGCCUCUGAGCACUCUGCAUCUAUCCAGAUGAUGAAUUUUGACUAUCAUCAGAUGGUUAGAGGGGGCAAAGCGGAGAAGCUCCACAGCGUUUUGAAGCCUAAAGUUAACACCUUCUUGGAGGAGUGUGGAUUUUUCUUUCUUGACAAGAAUGGAGUUCACAGGACUCAAAUUGGAACCAUCAGAUCCAACUGCCUUGAUUGUCUAGAUAGAACCAACAGUGUACAGGCAUUCUUAGGUCUAGAGAUGCUGUUAAAGCAGUUAGAAGUUCUAGGCUUGGCUGAAAAACCACAACUAGUCACACGUUUCCAAGAAGUCUUUCGUUCCAUGUGGUCAACAAAUGGAGACUCCAUAAGCAAGAUUUACGCAGGCACUGGUGCCUUAGAAGGAAAGGCUAAGGGCGGAAAGCUGAAAGAUGGAGCACGAUCUGUGACCAGAACCAUUCAGAAUAAUUUUUUUGAUGGCUCCAAACAAGAAGCGAUAGAUGUUUUGCUUCUGGGAAAUACCCUAAAUAGUGAUCUAGCCGACAAAGCAAGGGCGCUUCUGACCACUGGAAGUUUACAUGUGUCAGAACUGAUGCUGCAGUCAGCAUCCCCCAGAGUGCUACGGUGUAUGUGUGAGAACUACUAUAGGUAUGCAAAGCCGAGGAAAAUCCGCAUCUGUGUCGGCACUUGGAACGUCAACGGUGGGAAGCAAUUCCGAAGCAUCGCUUACAAGAAUUCAACACUGACAGACUGGCUGUUAGAUGCACCAAGAAUUGCCGGUAUUCAGGAAUUUCAAGAUAGACGGAGCAAGCCAGUUGAUAUAUUUGCCAUUGGAUUUGAAGAAAUGGUUGAGUUAAAUGCAGGAAACAUUGUUAAUGCAAGCACAGCCAAUCAAAAGCUGUGGGCUACAGAAUUGCAGAAGACCGUAUCAAGAGACCAUAAAUAUGUACUCCUGGCAUCAGAACAGCUUGUAGGUGUGUGCCUCUACAUCUUCAUCAGACCCCAGCAUGCACCAUUUAUAAGAGAUGUUGCUGUUGAUACUGUAAAGACCGGCAUGGGUGGCGCUACAGGAAACAAAGGAGCUGUUGCCAUACGAAUGCUAUUUCAUACAACCAGCCUGUGCUUUGUCUGUAGCCACUUUGCAGCGGGGCAGUCUCAAGUCAAAGAGAGAAAUGAGGACUAUAAUGAAAUAGCCCGAAAACUCAGUUUUCCAAUGGGCAGAAUGCUGUUUUCUCACGACUAUGUGUUCUGGUGCGGAGACUUUAAUUAUCGGAUUGAUCUGCCAAAUGAAGAGGUCAAAGAAAUGAUCCGAAAUCAAAACUGGGAUUCUCUUAUUUUAGGAGAUCAGCUGAUCAACCAGAAGAACAGUGGGCAGGUUUUCCGUGGGUUUCAAGAGGGAAAAAUUAAUUUUGCUCCUACAUACAAGUAUGAUCUGUUCUCAGAUGACUAUGACACAAGUGAGAAGUGUCGGACUCCAGCAUGGACAGACCGCGUCCUCUGGAGAAGAAGGAAAUGGCCUUUUGACAGAUCAGCUGAAGAUUUAGACCUUCUAAAUUCAAGUUUACAAGAAGGUAAAAAUAUUCCAUAUACCUGGAAUCCAGGUACAUUACUGCACUACGGCAGAGUUGAGCUGAAAACGUCAGAUCACAGGCCAAUUGUGUCUCUGAUUGAUAUAGAUAUAUUUGAAACUGAUGCAGAAGAGCGGCAGAAAAUUUAUAAGGAGGUGGUUGCAUCCCAGGGCCCUCCAGAUGGCACCAUUAUGGUCUCUAUAGAGAGCAGCUCACCAGAAGGGAACUAUUUUGAUGAUAACUUGAUUGACGAGUUGCUCCAGCAGUUUGCAGCUUAUGGAGAAGUCAUACUUAUAAGGUUCGUUGAUGAUAAAAUGUGGGUCACGUUUCUGGAAGGAGGCUCAGCGCUUGCUGUUCUAAGCUUAAAUGGUUCUCAGGUACAGGGAAAAGCAAUCCAUAUCCAAAUGAAAAACCCUGAUUGGAUGGUAGAGUUAGAAGAGCAGAUCAAUUUGGAAAAGAUUAGUCUCAGUUUGCCUUCUUCAACAAGCUCAACCCUGCUCGGUGAAGAUUCAGAAAUUUCUGCAGACUAUGACAUGGAAGGAGAUGUUGAUGAUUACAGUGCAGAGGUAGAAGAAAUUCUUCCCCAGCAUUUACAGCCAUCUUCAUGUUCUACCCUGGGAUCAUCUCCUAGCUCUUCUCCUCGCUCAAGCCCUUGUCCGUCACCAACAAUGCCAGAAGGCCCUCCUCCAUCACUCCCUGUACGACCAAGUCGUGCCCCCCAGAAAACUCCAGGGCCCCCUGUAUCUUCAUCUCAAGCUGAAUUUCAACCAGUGGUACAACAGAAUGCAUCAUUAACUAGUGAACCAAAGCGCCCACCGCCUCCCCGCCCUGGUGUGCCCCCUGCACGCCCAGCACCACCACAGCGUCCACCUCCUCCAUCAGGGGCUAGGAGUCCAGCACCAGUUAGAAAGGAGGUUGGAGGUCCAGGGGCUCCUCCAAGCCCAGGAGUAGCUCGGAGAGAUGUGGAAGUAAGAGGCCAGACUCCUUCACAGAUGGGACCCCCAGCAAUUGCCCCAUGCAGCUCAGUUAGACCGACCAUUCCUCCUCGUGCUGGAGUUAUCAGUGCUCCACAAAGCCAUGUUCGGCCUGUUCCUGCUCGAACAACCCCUGAGGUCCCAAACAAGCCCACCGAACCUGCAAGAGGUGUUCCGUUACUUCCUGAGCCCUUGAAGCCUCAACCUGCGGCUCCUCUUCAAACCAGUCCAAAUUCCCAACCACCCUGCCAAAAACUGCCUGAACCUAUUCUACCUACAGCAGUACAGGCCGCAUCCCAGACUCCACCCUUACAGCAAAAUCUAGACCCUCCUCCACUCCCUCCUCCAAGAAGCCGCUCCUCCCAGAACCUGCCCACUGACCAAAAUGCUUCUCAGCAGCUUCCAGCAAACGGAGUCGUUGGCUUUAAAAGCCAGUUCGACAAUGAUCCUUUUGUGGACUUUUCAUUUGAUCAACUUCCAAAUUCAAAGCUUCAGGCUCCGGUUCCCAUAUCCUCCUCAAGCCAAAAGGAGUCAUUUAAGUUGCCUUCUGCUGUCCAUAAUAAUCCGAGUGGCAUAACUUGCAUGGCUACAUUACCUCCUGUCCCAGCCCGUACUGGAUUCCAAGACAGCACACGCAUUUCACCAAACCCUUUUGUAAACAGGGUCAACACCAUCAGCCCAACCAACCCAUUCACAGAAAGAUCUUCUAAUGCUGGGAAUCCUUUUACAGUCCCAGAAAUGGCCGCACAUAAUCCACUUCAAACAAGGACUUUAGAUCAGUUUAGUUCUACCAGUGAACCUGAACUUCUGCACAGCAAACCGACCUUUACACUGGGCCCUAUGGAAAAAAGCCUUUCCCUACCAAACAAGUCGUACUCGUUUAAUGAUGCCAGUCAAAAAGGUUGGAUAACGUUUGACGACGAUAACGGCACCGGCAAAAUAAACAGGCAUUCUGGCAACAGCUCGACGGUGGAUCAUGUAAGUUCAGAAAAUGAUCUGUUCCAGCUGGGAUUUACUAAUGACUGGAGUGUCACCUCCACUGCUUCCUCCCAUACGUUGCCGCUAAGGAAGCCCCCUGCCAUUCCAUCUCGAACAAAACGUGAACAGCCAUCCACCAACGUCCCACCAAAUAAUUCUCCAACUCUAGAGUUUACAGAUCGGUAAUGUGUUGCUUUGCCAGUUCGUGUGUACAAUAAAAUGUAUUUCUUUGUUACAUCCAUAGUUAUUUUUAUGUGAACUAAAAACCACUAUAUUGUAUACUUUGUGUAUAUCUUGCUUACGUUUAAAACAUUUCAAAAUGUGCUGUUAUGGUCGCCAUAUACACUGAUGUUGGACUGUACAAUAAAGUGUACACCUCCCCUAUAUGUUUAUGCAGAAAAGUGCACUGCUGCUCUACUAAUUACGAGAUUAUUUCAGUGAAUUUGAAUGUUGGGCUUUGGAAGUUAAUGUAAUGCAAGGCAGUGGUGGUCUGUCACUUGUGUGUCAGAACAUACACAGCCUUAUAGUGGUUCAAGUAAAAUGGUAACAUUAUGAAGGUUUACUUGCUCUGUAUAACCGAAUAUUCUAUAUGACUGGUUUGAGAAUUUCAGUCUAUGGAUAUGAAUGUAGGGCCUUUGGCACACAGGAUGAAUUUCCGACAUCUUGGCUACUGUGUUCUCACCAGUUCUGUAGGAUUUACAAUAUUUGAACACAAUGGGAGGUGAUUUGGGGGCAUUUUAAACUGCAUUGUUGACAAAAUACAGUGAGCGCUUUGUGUCUAAAUAAAGCAUUUCAUGUCAGCUCAAUAAUACCAAAUUUAUUAGAUGAAUCUUGCCAGCUCAUGGAAAGCCAAAGCAGGGUAGCAGUGUUGGUAUUAGGGUAGGGCAAAAGGGGCCAUAUUCACUGAAACCAUGGCAGCUUUAGGGGGCAAAGAAUAGUUAGAAAUACAAACAAUGCUUUCCAUUGUGCAACAGUUCUUAGAUAUGAUUUAUAUAUAAUGGGGAUGUCCGGUCUGUGAAGCUCCAGCCUCCCACUUCCUAGCCAUUACUGGAAUACAACAUACAACUCCCAGCACCUUCCACAAUGACAGUUAGGGAAAGUGGGCAGCUGCUGUGUGUUCGGCUGUCCUGUGGCACUUCAUUUUUUUUUCAUCUCUUGUCUCAGGUACCCAAUCCAUGGGUAAGGACUGCUAUUGCUACAUUACUGUUUGCAAGAGCUCUAGGAUAUUACCUCAUUUAAGGCUAAUAUCACACUAACAAAAUUGCCUCCCAAAAUUUGCACAAAUUGGGAAAAGAAGGCACACAAGUGUCAGUGUAGACUAGGGGCUCGGCCUGAAGGCUAGUUAGGGUGAGGUUUGAGGAGAAUGUCUCUUUGGUCUUCUAGCUAUUCCUAUAAGUUUAGGAUGAAGGUCAAAUAGCAUGGAAUAAGGGGAUGAACAUAUAUUUGCUGUAUAUAGUUGCAACUAUGGCUGAAUUGUUGAUACAGCAAUCUUAGCCUAUAUCUGUAUCCUUAUUAUGAACCAAGGGGACCCUCAGCCUGUAAGGGGGGCUUGAACAAAAAAAGUCUGCCAAACACCUGUUCUAGGCAUUCACUUGUGAUUGUCCCUAGCCAGAAUGUCCUUACCGUAACUGGUUAGCAGCCAGUCACAGUGAGCCUUUCAAAAUGUUUGUAUUCCCAGUCUAGGAGCUUGUUGCACUACAUCAUUACAGUUGGCCACUAUGACUUUAACCUUAGAAUAAUGAAUUAUAAGGGACAUAAUAUCAAAUAUUAAUAAUGUGCAAUUCAGAAAAUUCCAUAGGCUCUUCAAGGCAACAUAACAUUCUGCUCUAAACUGCAGGCACUGCAACUAAAUGUACAUAUAUUUAUAUCAAUGCUAAUUAUUUGCAAUUAUACCACUUUAAAGAGGCAAGGACCUUGGGAUUUAUUAUUUAUGCAAUGUAGAAAGGCAGGGCUGUUCCUGGUAGACGAUAAGUCAUUUCUUUAUUGCUAAGCUCUACAUGUAGGCAUACGGCAGAGACUGGACUAUCAUAGAGCACAGGUGGGCAACCUGAUUUGUGGGGGGCCCGUAUUUCCCAUCACUGCUCUAGAGAGUAAUAGCUUAUCAGCUUAUCACCCCCUGCCCCAGACAUUAUCACACACAACAAAUAGUCUAGGAAAUAUGGGCAUAAAAUCUAUUUAUCUUCUAAGUGUAUCCGUUAAUGCUAUUCUGAAAAAUAGCAUGUAAAGAUAUUUACUAGAUUUUUAGUGGCGUCAAGAACAUGAAAUAAUUUAUUCAAACAAAAUAAAGGGAUGUGGUGUGUUUUA